GACAACUGACAGGGAUAAUGCUGAUAGCAUGGUAAGCGAGGCUAAGGAAACUGUGAUCCAGGUGAAGAAAGUGGAAGGUCCAGUUCCAAUCAGCAGUGCAGAACAUGGGGGUCUGAUCACCAAUGUUGUACAGAUUAGCAGCGCUGCAAGUGACAAUACGAUCAGCAGUGCCACAGGUGUAGCGGUAAAAGUGCCAGCUAGCACAGUGGAAAGUGCAGUGGAGAUCAUCAGGGAUAUGAGAAGUGGAAGCAUGAUAAGUACUGGAGGUAUGACUAGUGUAGGCAGCGGUGGUUUGAUCAGCAGGACAGAAAGUGGGUAUAUGAUGAAUAAUGUGGUAAGUGGACAUAUGAUAACUAGUGCAGGAAGUGGACACAUGAUAACUAGUGCAGGAAGUGGACACAUGAUAACUAGUGCAGGAAGUGGACAGAUGAUAACUAGUGCAGGAAGUGGACACACGAUAACUAGUGCAGGAAGUGGACACAUGGUAACUAGUGCAAGUAGUGGAGGAAGUGGAGAAUGGAAGGUUUAUGGUGGAGGUACAGGAAGACUCAGUGGUCCAGGUAGUGGAGGCAGACUCAGUGGUCCAGGUAGUGGAGGCAGACUCAGUGGUCCAGGUAGUGGAGGCAGACUCAGUGGUCCAGGUAGUGGAGGCAGACUCAGUGGUCCAGGUAGUGGAGGCAGACUUAGUGGUCCAGGUAGUGGAGGCAGACUCAGUGGUCCAGGUAGUGGACAAAAGAUAAGUGGUACCAGUGGUGGAGAUCAAAUUAAAUGUAAUAGUAUCGGCAGUGGAGUCUGGACCCAUGUGAAUUCCGAAAGUGUCUCUCGGUUUAACAGAAACGCGAGCAAUGAAAGGACUGGUAGACUUAGCAGUGCAGGAAGUGGAGAAUGGAAGGUUUAUAGUAGAAGUAAUGGACAGAUCAGUAAGGCAGGAAGUGAGGGAAGAAUCAGCAGUGCUGGAAGUGGACACAUGAUCAGUAGUGCUGGAAGUGGAGGUAGACUGAGUAGCAGAAGCACAGGAAGUGGAGGUAGACUAAGUAGUGCAGGUAGUGGACAUAUGAUCAGUAGUGCAGGAAGUGGAGGUAGACUAAGUAGUGCAGGUAGUGGACAUAUGAUCAGUAGUGCAGGAAGUGGAGGUAGACUGAGUAGCAGUAGCACAGGAAGUGGAGGUAGUGGACAUAUGAUCAGUAGUGCAGGUACUAGUGGACAGAGAAUUAGUAGUACAGAGGGUGGUGUCAGGAUCAGCAGUGGGGGUAGUCGAGUGAUUACCAGCAGUGGUGGUCCAGCCAGCAGCCCCAGCAGAGUGACCAUCAGGAACACAGGAAGCGGAGGCGGUGGAGGCAGAGAGCGGAUCAGCGUCUGUAAAAUGGCUGCCCUCUCCAUAUCAGCUGCCGUGAAAGAAAGAGAAAAGGCCCAGGAGAUCCGUCGGGAAUCCUACACAAAACAGGUGUCAGCCACCAGUCCUCGGGUCCAGCGGUGGGUGAGGACAUUGGUGGAAGAAACUGUAGACAACAGUAAAACUGAUGACGACAGUGUGCCAUUCUGAGUCGACAGAGGAGCAAGGCAUAAUGACAAAUAGUCACACUACUUAUAGUUAAUACAUAUCUAUUACAUUGCAUUCCAUCAAAUGAGCAUUAAUACCUUGAAAUAACCAGUAUCACAAUGCACCUCCAUGUUAGAAAACGUGUUUUCACAGGAUCUCUGUCUGCAAUAAUUCCUGUUACUGUGCCUUUCAUCAUUGCUGUGAGUAAGUAAUGCACUGAGUUUUCUGUUUGAACAGUAAUCUAUAAAGUUCUGAAAUAUACUCUGACAUAGUUAUAGGGACGCAGGGGUGAUGGAAUUUGUUCUACGCCAAACAAUUUUAUCUCAUUGGAUUUGGUUUCCUUGUAAAGCGCUUACACUUACAUUGAUCCAGUCAGUUGUGGAGCGAGUCAGCUAGUCAUCUCAUUUGACACAUUUACGCAAGUUAGUAUAACUUUUAGAUUUUAUUUCAGUAGUUUGAAAUCAAUGUAUCAAAGCUUCUGAUGACUUAUUACUU
Molecule: messenger RNA, 2035 nt
Organism: Salvelinus namaycush (lake trout)
Lineage: Eukaryota; Metazoa; Chordata; Actinopteri; Salmoniformes; Salmonidae
Product: loricrin-like
Exons: 2
Coding region: 29-1543 (504 amino acids)
Source: RefSeq, a predicted model, not a curated record